CCAAACCAAAUCCCCCAAAACCCCAGCUAAGCCAACCCUAGCAAUGGCGAUGCCAAUGUCCACCCACUGAAUCACUGCGAUCCUCAUCCCCGGCCGGAGCCCGAGGAUGGGUUCCUCUCGGUCGGGGGACAACACGCCUAGGGCGCGGCGGGCGCUGGCGGCCAUGAGGGCCCUCGGCUUCACCAAGAAGCCCACCCUCACCGUCCUCAAGCGCCUCCUCAGGGUCUACGGCAACAACUGGGCGCUCAUCGAGGACGAGUCCUACCGCGUCCUCGCCGAGGCCAUGCUCGACAGCCAGCAGGCGACCGGCGAUGGGGGGUCGGAGCCGGAACCGGUGCAGGAGCACGAGGGGAUCGACGCCGACGACAACGAUGUGGCGGGAGGAGACCCGUCGGGCUCCCUGGGUCCCCCCUCGCCUCCGCCCCCCACCACCGCCAUGGAAAUGGUCGUAUCGCCUCGUUCGCAGGCCAGAGCCUCGACGAGGGCGCUAGGCAAGAGGCGACACAGGGAGACGGUCGAUGCGGAUGUCCAGCUGGAGGAUGCCGUCUUCCUGAGGGAACCCAACCCUGUGCCUGUGCCUGUCGAUAUGGAAGUGCAGCCUGGCCUGAACGGCCGCCGGUCUCGCAACACGUCCUCCUCCUCCGAGGAGUUGUUUCGAGAUUUGCCUCCGCAGCAGCCCGAUCAAAAUCCUGAACAGAUUCCAGGUGCUAGAGACAGGACAAUUCAGAGAUGCAGAAAUCGGGAAAUGACUACUUCAUCUGUAGAGCCAACAAACAGCGCACUGAAUAAUGGAAUGCGAUCUGGAGUUGGAAAUGGGAAGGAAGCUCCUUGUCUAGACAUUGAAGUAGCAUCAUCCGCUAUGGGCGAGGUCAAGAUGUCGCUGAAAUGCAGUGUCAACCCAUCAAAGUUCCGCAUGCCCGCUUUAGAAGCAGUUUUCAAGCUGGUUGAGAGUAAAUGCCUUCGCUCAUACAAGGUUCUUCCUCCUGAUUUUUCCAUCCGCAGCCUCAUGACCGAGAUAUGCCAGUGUGUUGUAGAGCGCAAUACGCAAUCAGAUGGUGCUGUUAUUGGCAGCAGGUCAGAGGAUGGUAGAAAUAGGAAACAGAUGGCUGCAGAAAAACUAUUGGUUUCUAAUGGCUCAGAGAGUGGUCCAGUGAAUUCGACUCCAUCCCAGCAAUGGCAUCUUGCGCUUUCUACAUUGAGGACUAGCCAUGAUGUAAUGGAUAUAUCUAAGGGAGAAGAAAAAAUAAGGAUAUCAAUUGUAAAUGACUUCGGGAAAGAAAAAUGCCCACCUUCCUUUUGUUAUAUACCACGAAACCUUGUAUUCCAGAAUGCUCUUGUCAGCAUGUCACUUGCAAAAAUUGGUGGUGAAGACUGUUGCGCUGAUUGCUUUGGCGACUGCUUGUCCUCACCUGAACCAUGUGCUUGUGCAAGACAAACUGGCGGUGAAUAUGCAUAUACAGUAGAAGGUUUGGUUAGGCCAGCAUUCAUUGAUGAGUGUGUCUCUAUGAACCGCUUCCCAGAAGAACAUCAGAAGGUGUUUUGUGAAACUUGCCCGCUCGAGAGGUCUGGAAAUAAAGCUUCACCAAAGCCUUGCAGGAGCCACCUUGUUAGAAAAUUUAUUAAGGAGUGCUGGAGCAAAUGUGGCUGUAACAUGCAAUGCGGUAACCGUGUGGUUCAACGUGGCAUCACAUGCAAUCUACAGGUUUUCUUCACUGGAAAAGGGACAGGCUGGGGGCUCCGCACUCUAGAUAAAUUGCCAAAGGGAGCUUUUGUUUGUGAAUAUGCUGGGGAGAUACUAACAAAUACAGAACUGCAUGAAAGGGUCGUUGAGAAUAUGCAGAAUGAUAGGUAUGUGCAUCCAAUACUUUUGGAUGCUGGUUGGUGUUCUAGAAAGGUGCUGAAGGAGGAAGAGGUUUUAUGCCUGGAUGGAACGUUUUAUGGCAAUGUUGGCAGAUUCAUUAACCACAGAUGCUGUGAUGCAAAUCUAGUAGUGGUUCCUGUUGAAGUGGAGACCCCUGAUCAUCACUAUUAUCAUCUUGCAUUCUUCACAAGCACCAAGGUGGAGGCUUUUGAGGAAUUGACAUGGGAUUAUGGCAUCGACUUCGACGCUGAGAAGCAAAAACCUGUGAAACCGUUCGAAUGCCUAUGCGGGAGCCGAUACUGUCGGGGAAGGAAACAUCAUCCGAGGAAGAAAAGUGCAACAGCUGCUGGUGCGGACUGACCUGUUGGUUGUCUAGGGAGAAGGGAGUGUCAAGGAGUGCAAUGGAGUUACCUGUUGGCAGUUGCUUUUUGGGUUGUGUACUUUGGACAAGGGAUGGAUGUCUGACGAUCCCCCCCCCUGUAAAUGUUAUAACCUAUGUAGUAUUAGAAAUGUAUGUACAGGUAGUGAGAAGUCAGGUUAUCUGGAAUGAAAUUGGGUACCGGGCCUGGCAAGGCUUUGGAUGACCUAUUGAUUAA
Lolium rigidum is the source of this 2457-nucleotide messenger RNA. RefSeq names its product histone-lysine N-methyltransferase SUVR4-like. The transcript is spliced from 8 exons. Gene Ontology annotation, molecular function: protein binding; histone methyltransferase activity; zinc ion binding. Gene Ontology annotation, cellular component: nucleus. Bases 107 to 2221 code for a protein of 704 amino acids. NCBI's taxonomy places the organism in Eukaryota, Viridiplantae, Streptophyta, Magnoliopsida, Poales, Poaceae. The record is from RefSeq and is a predicted model, not a curated record.